UUUUUAACUCCCUCCGUCACUGAGUGGGUAUAAAAAGGAUGAAGUGGUGUGGAACAGCAAAGCAGUCGCCACAAACGAGCUGGUACUUGAGUCCAACACAAAAAGCGCUUGUCUCCCUGCACCUCCUCUACCAUUAUGAAGUUCUUCAUUAUCAAUGCUAUGCUAGCCUUCGUGGCUUGCACGGCCUUUGCGGAGGAGUCUGCCAAAAAGGACGAGAAGAUAGAAGAUAAGAAAGACGUCGAGGGGCGUGGUGGCGUCCUGGGAGGCCUGGGUGGUUACGGCGCUGGAGUCGGUCCUGGUCUCGUGGGCGCUGGGCUUGGAGCACCUGGUCUUGUUGGUGAUGGUGUCGUUGGCAACCCUGCACUAGUGGGAGGUGGAUUUGGACAUGGUGUAGGCCUGGGCCAUGGAGUUGGUGGCGGCUUCCAGUCGGGGUAUGGUUCUACUGCUGGAGGACACCAGGCAGGCUUCCAGAAGGGCACUGUAGGGCACAAUCAGAAAUCUGGUGCUUUCGCUGGCGGUUCAUCUCAUAGAAACGUGAAGGCCUACAGCAACAACCAGGGCUACAACCACAACUCGGGUUUCUCCGCCAGUGACAGCAAAAGCUUCGGCAGUGGUCAACAGCAGGGUUCCUCGGGUUUCCAGGGAGGUGCUGCCGGUCACCAGGCUGGAUUCGGACAGUCCUCUUUUGGAAAGACGGCGGGAGUGGGCCACGGUGGCAUCGGUCUCCACGGCUAAAGAGAACUGUAUUUGUUAAGAAGAUCAUGACAACGUCGUCGUUUAUGCACAUUUCAGAUAUGCUCCAAAGCGAAUAGAUCGUUAACGCUUACUCAGCAGUCUCAACAAAUCUGUCCCAAGAAGAGGAGGAAACAAUGCAGUUGAUACGUUUGUUCACGUCUAAAUAUUGUGCAGCUGUGAUAUCCAAAGAAUGAAUAAACUGUUGCGGUGAAAAACAUUGCCUCGAAGCCC
This is a messenger RNA of Rhipicephalus microplus (southern cattle tick), 966 nucleotides long. RefSeq lists its product as uncharacterized. NCBI's taxonomy places the organism in Eukaryota, Metazoa, Arthropoda, Arachnida, Ixodida, Ixodidae. The record is from RefSeq and is a predicted model, not a curated record.